Molecule: messenger RNA, 4192 nt
Organism: Zingiber officinale
Lineage: Eukaryota; Viridiplantae; Streptophyta; Magnoliopsida; Zingiberales; Zingiberaceae
Product: SNF2 domain-containing protein CLASSY 2-like
Exons: 5
Coding region: 402-4052 (1216 amino acids)
Biological process (GO): gene silencing by siRNA-directed DNA methylation
Molecular function (GO): ATP-dependent chromatin remodeler activity; ATP binding
Source: RefSeq, a predicted model, not a curated record
CGGGUCCGCAAUCACCCUCCUCCGCCUCCCGGAAUCCCUCCCUCUUCCUCGCCGGCGGCGACUGCAGCGGCUGCGGCGUCACCUCGCUCCCACCCUCCCAAGCGCCGCAAUGUGCCGGACUGUGAUUGAAAUCGAGAGUAGAUAAUCCCGCAAACCCUCGCGUUGAUCUUAUCGAGAGAAGCGUCCGCCCCUUCCAUUAAUUUCUGCGGCAAAUAGUUUCCCGCAACUGAAAAAGUUCGUCCAUUGCUUCCCAACUUCUUGGUUUCAUCCUCACGUUGUCCUGCUUGAUGCACCCUGUUUCAGUAAUUUAGGAGUUGCGGAUGCUUGAUUUUGUUGAUUUUCCUUCUUCAUUAGGCGCUUUUUUCGAGGUGGUGAACUUAAAGCUUGGUCACUGAAGGAUAAUGUGGAAAAGGCAUAUCUGCAACCAUCCGAUAGAUGGAACUCCCUUUGAAGCACUUUAUAAUGGAUCUUGGCACGGAGUGGAUCAUAUUAGCAUCAAGAAUGGAAGCACUUUUGCAAAGAUAAACUACAAUGGUUCCAUGGUUUUGGAUAAAGUAGAUGGUGAUUGUUUACGCAUGCGAUCUCGGAAAGCAAGCUCAAGUGAUUGCAUCCACCUUUUGAAGCCUGGUACUGAUGUGUGUGCGCUUUCAGGUCAGGUGUCAUUGUGGCAUGAUGCUAAAAUCAUCACAAUCAAGAAAGCCCCUCAUGAUGAUUACUGCACCUGUUUAUUUAAUGUCAUGUUUUUUACAAAUAAAACUACUAGUGAGAAGAAUGACACUAAUAAUAGAUGGGCCGAAGUGGUUCCUAUUGAGAAUAUUUCCAUACUUCAGAAGGUCCAAAGUGAACCUUGGGGAGAUGGAUGUUACAAGUGGAACUCGACUGUAGACUGUGUCUCAAAUAAUAAAAGUAAGUUGCUCAAUGAUACAGUUUCCUCUGAGGUUGCAUGGAUGCUUGUGUUAUCUACUCUAAAAGGAAUGAGCUUUGAUUUGAAGUCGGUGAAAGAAAAUUUAGUAUAUUUCAUCCAGAAAAUGCAAGAAGAUUCAUCUGAUCUAAAUAAUAAGCAGCCAGAAGGUGACAUUGACACAACUCAUCCAACUUCCCAAAAGAGAAUAAAGGCUUUGCACUUCCAGAUAUCCAACAAGAUACUGCGACCUAAAAUUGUAACACUUCUCAUGGAAGCUUCUGAGGAAGUGCCUCCUAAAAAGGCUUCUGAGAAAAUGCCUCUAUCAGGGGUUGAAUCCUUUAAGGAUGAUGAGGGAAGUGACUCAGAAGUUGAGAUUUUGUAUCAAAAAUCAAGUCUGAGGCAUUCAAAACGUCUAAAAACUGCUCCGGAUCGUUUUAGUAGCUAUUCGUCACCAAAUUUUAACCGCCCAGCUAAGAAGAUUGUGCUGCAAGACAUGAAUAAAGGUGAGAUACAACCAUAUAUUCCUUUCACAUUUGAAUAUUUGAUGGAUGAAGAUCCAGCUUCUGUGGUAUUGAGAGAAAAUAAAUCAUCGGAAGAAAAAACAACAAUGCUAGACUCGCAACAUUCUUCUAUUGUGAGCGAAGUGAAACUGAUAGGUUUUCACAAAAGAGGUCGACCCCGAAGUAAGAUCUUAAAUUCAGAUGAAAUUGGCCAUAUGAUGCCACGUAUAUUCAAGAAAUCAGAGAGCAGUAAGAAAACAGCAAAUAUAGAUGAUAUUGACCAUAUUGUGCCAUGUUUAUACAAGGAAAGAGUGAACUGUAAGAAAGCAACAAAUCCAACUGAAUGCAAAGAUGCAAUGGAGAAGUGCAUGGGAAACAUUAGAAGGCAAAUUGAGGGUCAGUUUGAGUCAAUUGUGAGAGAAGAAGCAAAUCAGCCAACAGCUUUUAAUGAAGAUGAAGAUUUUAACUGGACACCAUUGGCCAAUGCUCCUGUGGAGAAAGAUGAGCAUGAAGAUUUGUGGAAAGAAAUGGAUCAUUGUCUGACAACAAUUGCACUUACUGAUCAGAAGCAGGCUAUGGACAUGGAAUCCCCUUGUAAAGAUGCUCUCGAUUCAGUAGAAGAUGGUGAGGAAAAAUGUCAGCAUGAUUUCAAGCUGGAUGAGGAGAUAGGACUGACAUGCCGAUUAUGCCACCUAGUAUGCACAGAAAGGAAAUAUGUUUUCCAAUCAUUUUUGAAAUGUAAUGAUUGGGUUUCAUUUAAAGAGAAAUUUGAUGCUCAAAAGCUUGACUGGGUCGAAAAAUUAGAUAUGGAUUGGAACUCCACUAGAGAUCCCAUUUCCUUGAGAGAAAAUUCGCUGUCAGAAACUUGUGAGAAUGUAUGGUCUUUAAUAGAUGAUCUCCAGUCAAAAUUACAUCUUCAUCAAAAGAAAGCAUUUGAAUUUAUUUGGAGGAAUGCUGCCGGGUCUUUGGUUCCUUCAGAAAUGUUGCAAUUGCCGGAGAAAACUGGUGGUUGUGUGAUCUCACACUCUCCCGGGUCAGGAAAAACAUUGCUUAUAAUCGCAUUCAUUGUCAGCUUUUUGAGACUAUUUCCUAGAAGUCGACCCUUGGUGCUUGCCCCGAAGUCUGCCAUUCAUACCUGGCGCAAGGAAUUUCAGAAAUGGAGGAUACCGGUCCCUGUUCAUCUGAUUCAAAGGGACAGAAGCUAUGAGAAAGAAAUUCUAUUUUACAGAUCUAAGCUUCUGUCUCUGAGGACUAGAAUGCCGAAUAGGAAGAUGAUGAAAAUAAUGGAUAUGCUCGAAAAGUUAAGACAGUGGCAUGAAAACCCAAGCAUUCUGAUGAUGAACUACUCUUCCUUCUUCUCCUUAGCAAAGCAAGACUCAAAACAUGAGUAUGUUAGGUUCAUGGCAGAAGUUCUGCUAAAAAGUCCCGGGAUUUUGAUUCUCGAUGAGGGUCAUAAUCCAAGAAGCACCAAUUCGAAGCUAAGAAAGCUCUUGAUGGAAGUUAAGACAGAAAAUAGAAUUCUUCUAUCAGGAACUGUUUUUCAGAACAACUUUGAAGAAUAUUUCAAUACCUUAGCUUUGGCCAGACCGAGCUUUGUUGAUGAGGUUGUCAGUGAGUUGGACUUGGAUCCACAUAGAAGAAAGCUAAACCGAGAGAAGAAAAAACAUCGUAAAGAGAGACUAGCAAGGAAGCUUUUUGUGGAAAAGAUUGGACAAAGUAUCGAAUCAAGCCAAGAGCAUGACAGGAAGCAGGGGUUUGAACUAUUGAAUAAAAUGACAGGCAGGUUUGUCGAUGUUUAUGGAAAUGAGAUAUUAGGGACACUCCCUGGUCUGGAAAUUUACACUAUCAUGUUGGCAUCGACAGAUCUUCAGCAGAAAAUGUUGGUGAAGUUACAAAAAUCAAUAACACACAAAAGAUACCCUAUCGAAGUGGAGUUAUUGAUUACAGUUUGUACUAUUCAUCCGUGGCUGGUAACAACAGUAAAUUGUGUGUCAACUUAUUUCAAUGCUGAGGAGUUGGAAAUCAUCAAAAACUGCAGAGAACAUUUGGGGAUUGGUUCUAAAACAAAGUUCUUAAUUGAUCUUGUCCACAAAUCCAAUAGAAGGGGUGAGAAAGUUUUGGUUUUCUGUCACAAUAUCUCUCCGCUGCACUUUCUCGUCGAUAUGUUUAAGCUUGUCUUUGGGUGGAACAAAGGAGAAGAAGUUUUGGUUCUUCAAGGUGAUCAAGAGCUGCCUGUCCGUGCAAGAAUCAUGGACCAGUUCAACGGCGACACUGAUGGCAAAUGCAAGGUGUUGCUCGCAUCCACAACAGCUUGUGCCGAAGGCAUUAGCUUGACAGCGGCAUCUAGAUUGGUCAUGUUGGACUCGGAGUGGAACCACUCGAAGACCAGGCAAGCAAUUGCUCGUGCAUUCAGACCAGGACAGGAUAAAGUAGUCUACGUCUACCUGUUACUAGCAUCAGGAACAUGGGAAGAAAGCAAGUCCCGGAGCAACGCACGCAAGGCUUGGAUGUCAAAGAUGAUUUUUCUCGGGCGGUAUAUUGAGUUUUCUUCUUCCAAACAAGUAGAACAUAUCGACGACGAACUCCUGCACGAGAUGGUGGAGGAAGAUGAGAGCAAAUCCUUGCAGAUAAUCCUGAGACCUGACUAGAUCCCAAAAUCUUUUGCCACAAAUGUAAAUGUGAGUCUCCUAUUUCUCUUCCAAAACUUGCCAUUUUGUCUUGAUAGGCAUGAAGGAAUGAUCAAUAACUAGUGGUAUUCACAAAUAUAUGCUUUCACAUCGGAAUCUAA